GAGAGCCAACUUCAACAUUCCUCAUCAUCAUGGCUAGCAACAAAGUACUAGUACAACAAUGGCUUUUCAUGUUGUUCAUCAUGUUAGUACAUGUUGUGGCAACGUACGGUGCUAUGGACAAUGCUACUCAGGCUAGCCUCCUCAAGUUCAGGUCCUCUUUGUCUAACGCCACCGCGCUAAGCAACUGGAACGACUCCAUUAAUUUGUGCAAUGGUAACAAAAGUGACUGGGCUGGCGUGCUUUGCCGCAAUGAUGUCUUCUAUGGGUUGCGCCUAGAGAACAUGUCUCUUUCGGGCAUGAUUGACAUAGACGCAUUGGCUGAGAUACCAACUUUGCGUAGUUUAAGUUUCAUGAAUAACAGCUUCAAAGGUCCAAUGCCUACUGUGAAGAAACUUAGUUUAACAAGGGUAUUGUAUUUGUCUUUAAACGGCUUCUCAGGUGAUAUUCCAGAUGAUGCUUUUGAUGGAAUGAAUAGUUUGUGGAAAGUUUAUUUGGAAAGAAAUGAAUUUACGGGUAAAAUCCCCAAGUCCCUUGUUGCAUUGCCUUCGCUUUGGGAGUUGAGCCUUGUGGGUAACCAAUUUGAAGGAAACAUACCAGAUUUUCAACAAAGUCAAUGGAGAAAAUUCAAUCUAUCUUACAACAACUUUGUGGGUCCGAUUCCGGAAAAACUAAGCAAUUUGGUGAACUCAAGCUCAUUUUUGGGCGAUAAAGGUCUAUGUGGAAAGCCUCUGGACCCAUGCAAGCCCCCAACCCCAAAGCCGAAGAGACACUACCUCCUAACCAUUGGGAUCUUAGUUAUUGUUACUGCCGCAUUAGCUCUCUUAGGUGCAAUUUUAUACGUACAUGGCCGCCGAGCCAAAACAUCCCAAUAUGAAAUGGCUCAUGAUCAAGAGGAAAAGGCCCACAAGAAUUUUGGUUAUGAUGUGAGCUUGAAGGAGUACCAAUCAGCUGAGCUACGUAUACCUGCUGGGUACAGAAAAGGUGAGCAUGAAAAGUUGUUCUUUGUGAGAAAUGAUAGGGAGAGGUUUGAUUUACAAGACCUACUUAGAGCCUCAGCUGAAGUAUUGGGGAGUGGGAGCUUUGGGUCAUCUUAUAAGGCUGUUCUUUUGAGUGGGCCUACUAUGGUUGUGAAGAGGUUUAAGCAAAUGAACAAUAGUGGGAAAGAUGAGUUUCAUGAUCAUAUGAGAAAGCUAGGAAGGUUGUCACACCCUAACUUGCUUCCUCUUAUGGCCUUUUAUUAUACCAAAGAAGAAAAACUUUUGAUCUCUGACUUCGUCGAAAAUGGCAGCCUCGCCAGUCAUCUCCAUGGUAGACGUGCUCCAGGGCAGUCAGGUCUAGAUUGGCCAACUCGCUUAAAGAUCAUCAAAGGAGUAGCUCGAGGCUUAGCUUGCAUUCACAAAGAGUGCCCUACCUUAUUACUACCACACGGUCACCUAAAAUCUUCCAAUGUUCUUCUAGAUCACAAUUUCAGGCCUAUCUUAUCAGACUUUGCUCUUGUCCCAGUCAUCAACAAAGACCAUGCUCAUCAAUACAUGGCAGCAUACAAGUCCCCAGAGUUCACACAAACUGACCGUACUUCGAAAAAGACUGAUGUGUGGUGCUUGGGGAUACUCAUUCUUGAACUCUUAACUGGAAAAUUCCCUGCAAACUAUCUGAAACAUGGUAAGGGAGCUAAUGUGGAUUUGGCAACUUGGGUCAACUCAGUCGUGAGAGAAGAGUGGACAGGUGAGGUGUUUGAUAUGGACAUGAAAGGAACAAAAGACAGUGAGGAAGAAAUGCUGAAGCUUUUGAAGAUUGGAAUGUGCUGCUGUGAGUGGAAUGUGGAGAGGAGGUGGGAUUUGAAGGAAGCUGUGGAGAAGAUUGAAGAGUUGAGUGAGAGGGAUGUGAAUGAAGAAGGCCCUUAUACUUCUAAUGGUAGUGAAGGAGAUAUGUAUUCUUCUAAGGCAUUGACUGAGGAAGACUUCUCUUUUCUUGGUUAAUUUGAAUAAUUUGAUGAUGAGUUAAAAGGUGAGUGUUGAGGCUUGGAGAAUCUGCAUGUGCAUUGGAUUUUUAAAAAGUUGGUAAGGGUGGGUGGUGGAUUCUAAAGGUAGCAAGAAACUAAGAAAGUCUUGGUUCUAUGAUCAUUUCUAUUUUUUACUAGUAUCACUGUGUAUCUCGUUCAUUUUCAUUUUUUGUUCCUUACCUUGGUGGCAAUAAUAAUGUAAUGAGCUCUAUCUUCUGGUUAUUUGUAAACAGUUCUUCUAUAUAUGGAUAUGGCUUUUAUCACAAUGUCUUGAUACUGUCGAUUAUAAUAAGUUGUCGACAAUUAAUUUCACAUAAACUCAUUACUUAUUUUUUACCACUCACAUACAGUUGAUUACUUCAACAAAUUGUGGCAAAAUUUAUGUCUUUAGAACUUCUUAUUUGUAAAUUUGCUCUUUAAAAACUUUCAUUAAAGAGAAAUAAAGAAAAAGGCAAACGAUCAGUAUUAUAUAGUUACUAAAAAAUAAGAUUGGAUGUUAUGACAUGGUUUGUGUGCAAGAGAAAGGAUAAUGUAUUCGGUUUGUUUAUCGGAAACACAAUAUUUUGUUUUUGGAAUAUUUUAGUUUAU
This is a messenger RNA of Quercus robur (English oak), 2590 nucleotides long. Its product is annotated as probable LRR receptor-like serine/threonine-protein kinase At4g31250. The coding region runs from base 30 to 1979 and encodes 649 amino acids. Gene Ontology annotation, biological process: protein phosphorylation. Lineage: Eukaryota; Viridiplantae; Streptophyta; Magnoliopsida; Fagales; Fagaceae. Gene Ontology annotation, molecular function: protein kinase activity; protein binding; ATP binding. The record is from RefSeq and is a predicted model, not a curated record. The transcript is spliced from 3 exons.